Molecule: messenger RNA, 405 nt
Organism: Anopheles marshallii
Lineage: Eukaryota; Metazoa; Arthropoda; Insecta; Diptera; Culicidae
Product: selenoprotein H-like
Exons: 2
Cellular component (GO): Golgi apparatus
Source: RefSeq, a predicted model, not a curated record
AUGGCUCCGCGACGUAAGCGUGUCUCUACAACCAAGUCUACCGAGACAACGGCUAAAAAAGCGAAACCAGAAGAGAAUGCAGCUAGAAAUUCAGAGGAAGCAAACGAAGGAUCCAAGGAUGGAGCUUACGUGAUCAUCGAACACUGCAAAUCAUGAUCCGUGUUCAAGCGCAAGGCUGCCGAGGUCCACUCGGAGCUGUGCAGGCUUGCGCCAGAACACAAUCUGCAGCUUGUGUUGAACGAGAACGGUAAACCACGCCGGGGAGCUUUCGAGAUUUCCAUCGCAAAGUCGACUGACGGCGAGAAAGUUCUGGUUUGGUCCGGAAUGUCGAAGGGACCACCAAGGAAGGAAAAGUUCCCGGAAGCAAAGAGCAUCCUUGAUGAUGUGCUCAAAGCCUUAAAGUAA